UUGAUUUGUUUGUGCGGCUUCUGUGACGGCCUCAUCAUACUCUUCUAACACUGAUUUAAAGGGACUUUUGAAAAUCAAGAUGGCAGAUAUCCAGGAUUCAAACCCAGAUAUAUACCUGACCGUCCCUCCACAGAAAGGGGAAAGGAAGCCCGGCCAACUAACUAAUGCACAACUCAAACAGUAUUUUGAAGAGGGUUGCCUCUUGGUACCAGAUUUCUUCAAACCCGAAGAGCUUGACCCAGUCCGUGAAGGAGUAAAAUCCAGUGUAGAUGACAUUGUAAACAAACUCUACGAUGCAGGCAAAAUCAAAGACAAGUACGAGAAUGUCGACCUGUUUCAGCGGAUGACGUGUGUUGAGAAAGAGUUCCCUGGUGCGGCCGUACUUCUACACAAAACUGGGAGCCUUCCGCGGAGUUUCAAAGAUCUGUGGUCAGAUGCGAGGUUGCUCAAUGUGAUGGAACAGCUGAUUGGACCGAACAUUGCUGGACAUCCCGUCUGGAAUCUACGCGUCAAGACACCCCAGAAUGAAGAAGCAGUCGUCCCUUGGCACCAAGAUAACGCGUACCUUGACCCUAGCGCCCUCAACGUACUUCAAGUGACAGCCUGGAUACCUCUCCUUGAUGUCACUGCUAAGAAUGGUUGCAUGCAGGUUGCUCGUAAGGGUCAUAGGAAAGGGGUGACGGCCAAGCACCGCUGCUGUGUGGGAGGCACGUGGUACGUCGAGGUCGAGGUCGAGGACAUGGUAGAAACACUCGGCGUCGAUAUGGACAAAGACCUGGUCACAUGCGAUAUGUCGUAUGGCGGCGUCCUCUUCAUGAACAAUUGCGUUCCGCAUCGCAGUCUAACCAACUUGUCCAACAAUAUCCGGUGGAGCCUCGAUCUGCGCUGGCAGCGACCCGAUAAACCAAACGGUUUCUACGGGAUCAAGGAUAGUGUUUUGAUGAGGACAGAAGGCGAUCCGAACUACAAACCAAAUUGGGAUGAGUUUGAAAGUACCGAUCACCAUUCUGUCGCUAAGGUAAUAAAAGAUCCCAAUGUGGAGAUUAAAAGCGAUGACGUCGAUUUCGAUACCACGAUUACGGGACCAUGGAUGCAGCGAUGGGAACUAGUCUUCCACAACAGACACACCCAAAACUUUAAACCAGAUGACGAGUUUAAUUGGGUGAAGGCUUAGGGGUCCUACAAAAUAAAUAGUCUGUCCGAUAUUCCUUUCUUUUCCAUAUACAUCAUAAUUUGCACAGACCUGAAGUAUGACUACAAAAUAUGCCCCCCCCCCCUCUUUGGACAAGACCCAUAAAAUGAGAGCUAGGAUUUGAAACACAAGUUGGGGCUAGAUAUAGAUAUCAGCAAUAAGGCUUAUAUACUGCAUAAUCCUUGAAGUUCUCUUGGAAAUUGUGUGACUUUAAGGACAUAACUGACAUAGGAAGGGUACCUAAAUAAUUCAUAAAUAUCCAACCCUGUCAUAAAUCCAUCUUUUAAACUUGAAGCUUGCAACAAUAGCAGACUACAAUCAUCCUGGUAUAUCGGGAAACGGUGGUAUUCCCCGGGUGGUAUAUAAACCAUCAAACCCAUCAUUAGGUAGAUAUUCAUUUAUAAGGUCGUUCCCCUCUCUCGUUCAUCGUUCGAUAUCACCCUUUAACUAUUUGAAUAUGCGAGUAGCCUUUAUCUCUAUUCUCAAUCUCCUCAUCUUAACUUUUCGUCUUAACAUCAACGUUAAUUUAAGCAACUCUCUUUAUAUAUAUAUAUAGGUAGAAUUGUGAUAUUGAAACAACGUGGGUUGAGAGUCGAAAGAAUAUUGAA
Strongylocentrotus purpuratus (purple sea urchin) is the source of this 1800-nucleotide messenger RNA. RefSeq lists its product as uncharacterized. The transcript has 9 exons. Bases 80 to 1174 code for a protein of 364 amino acids. NCBI's taxonomy places the organism in Eukaryota, Metazoa, Echinodermata, Echinoidea, Camarodonta, Strongylocentrotidae. The record is from RefSeq and is a predicted model, not a curated record.